CAUCACAACUUAAAACAUCAUAUCAAAUCCAGCUUGCUUCUAUAGUCUCUCGUCAUUCUUACGCUAUUUGCCACUAAUAUAUCAAUCAUUCUACAUAUCUAGAGGCUAAUCUUUGGAGUUUUAGCAACAACUAAAAUAUUACACCAAUCAAGCAUAUCAUGAGAUUUGAUGCUAUCAUGAAAGUGGUGGUAAUGCUAGUGAUCAUGCUAAGACAUUGUAACGGUCUUAGCAUGAACUACUACAUGUUGAGUUGCCCUAUGGCCGAGUUCAUUGUUAGAAACUCGGUCAACUCAGCUUUGAGAGCCGACCCAACACUCGCUGCGGGUCUUCUCAGGAUGCACUUCCAUGAUUGUUUCAUUGAGGGUUGUGAUGCAUCCAUUUUGCUUGAUUCUACGGAUGACAACACGGCGGAGAAAGAUUCUCCCGCGAAUUUGAGCUUGAGGGGCUACGAGGUCAUCGACGAUGCCAAACAACAACUUGAAAACCAGUGCCCUGGUGUCGUGUCAUGUGCCGAUAUUGUAGCAAUGGCUGCCCGUGAUGCGGUUCUCUUUAGCGCUCCGGGUCUAAUUUAUGAUAUACCAAAAGGAAGAAAAGAUGGAACAAGAUCCAAAAUUGAAGACACAAGAAACUUGCCUCCACCAAUCUUCAACAGCAGUGAACUAAUUAAAAUGUUUGGGCAAAAGGGUUUCACAGCUCAAGAAAUGGUUGCCCUUUCUGGUGGACAUACACUAGGAGUGGCUCGAUGUUCCGCGUUCAAGAACCGUCUAAAAAACUUUGACUCGACACAUGAUGUGGACCCGAACAUGGACACCCAGUUCAUGAAAACGCUAGUGAAGACAUGUAGCGCUGGAGACACUGCGGAACAACCAUUUGACGCGACAAGAAACAAUUUUGAUAAUGCGUACUACAGGGCGCUUCAAAGGCAGGCGGGACUCCUGACAUCGGACCAAACCUUGAUGACUGAUCCCAAUACCCGGCCCAUUGUCAACGCAUACGCGAUGAACCAAGCCAUGUUCUUUUUCGAUUUUCAACGAGCCAUGGUGAAGAUGGGGCAGCUUGAUGUUAAAGAGACCGGACAAGUUCGCCAAAACUGCCGCAAAAUCAACUAAUCAGUUUCAACUUGGAUUUGAGUAGUGCAAACAACUUGAUUGAUACGUUUCUAGCUUUUUAUAUAAGGUUUGUUAUAUAUGAUGGAUUGGAUGUAUAAUUAAUAAUAGUAUGGAAGUUGUGAUUGUGUGCUUAAUAUAUGAAUGUAAAUUAUUAUAUUUCUUAUAA
Messenger RNA from Helianthus annuus (common sunflower), 1275 nucleotides. Its product is annotated as peroxidase 47. The coding region runs from base 159 to 1109 and encodes 316 amino acids. Gene Ontology annotation, biological process: response to oxidative stress; hydrogen peroxide catabolic process. Lineage: Eukaryota; Viridiplantae; Streptophyta; Magnoliopsida; Asterales; Asteraceae. The transcript has 4 exons. Gene Ontology annotation, cellular component: plant-type cell wall; plasmodesma. Gene Ontology annotation, molecular function: heme binding; peroxidase activity. The record is from RefSeq and is a predicted model, not a curated record.